AUGCCGUCUGCUGACAUUGUUAUAAACCGCUGCGUCGGGCAGGGUGCCUUCGGCUUGGUCUACGGAGGUGAAGCAAAGCGUAACGGUCGUUGGCAUGCAGUUGCUGUGAAAAAGAUCAACAACAAAGCUACUUAUGAGGGAAAAACAGAUUUUCUUUCAGAGGCGAGGCUUAUGCGUCGACUUAAUCACAAGAACGUAGUGCGACUAAUUGGUGUAUGUCUUCAUCCAAAAGACAAAGAUAUUCUUCUUGUAAUGGAGUUUAUGCUGUUAGGCGAUCUCAAGUCAUACUUGUUGGGCCGACGAAUUUUGGCUCAAAGGGAUAAGUGA
Messenger RNA from Protopolystoma xenopodis, 327 nucleotides. Lineage: Eukaryota; Metazoa; Platyhelminthes; Monogenea; Polystomatidea; Polystomatidae. The record is from the annotation of a GenBank genome assembly.